UUCAAACAGCUGUUUAUCUAAUCUCAGCUGGUAUUGUGUACUUUUUUUUGGCUAUCUAAUGCUCACCGAAGAAUGACGAUUAACCUACAUUGAAUGAAAAACCUGAGUGAGAUAGAAGUCGGAGUUACAAUGAAGGAAAAUGCAGACCAAGAAUCACUGCCCCAAAUCCCGGUGGUCACCUCGGUGACCUGCUGCUUCGUUCUGGCGGUGCUCUACGUGGGAAGCCUCUACAUUUGGAGCACAAAACACAACCGGGAUCAUCCAACGACGAUCAAAAAAAGAUUUGCCAGUGUCUCCAUGGUGAUGCUGGUGGCCCCACUCUUUGUUUACUUCUUCUCGUCCCCGGAACUCCUUAGCCGGGAGCCAUUUCCCAAGCUGUUGGGAUUCCGCUUGGAGGGACUGUGGCAGGCUGUGGUGAUACCCUACGCACUGACGGUGCUACUCUUCCUGGGUCCCAUCUUCGUCAACUUGCAGAACGAGUCCAUACGCUCCUACUUUGAUCUGGACUUCUGGCGAGGAUCCUUCAACAGCAUCAUCUGGGUGCGCAACCAUGUGAUGGCUCCGCUAAGCGAGGAGUUCGUGUUCCGAGCCUGCAUGAUGCCCCUGAUCCUGCAGAGCUUUUCGCCCCUCGUGGCCGUUUUCAUAACGCCACUCUUCUUUGGAGUGGCCCACUUGCAUCACAUUGCUGAGCGACUGAGUUUGGGAGUGGAGCUGAGUACUGCCCUAUUGAUUGGAUUGUUCCAGUUCAUCUACACCACAUUGUUUGGAUUUUAUUCGGCUUUUCUGUUUGCCCGAACGGGUCAUGUUGUGGCUCCAAUACUGGUGCACGCGUUCUGCAACCACAUGGGUCUUCCGGAUUUGCAGGAUCUUUGGCAGCAGGACCUGUGGAGACGGAUAGUGGCCAUUGUCCUCUACAUAGCCGGAUUUGCAGGAUGGAUUUUCCUGCUGCCUCUGGCUACUGUUCCUUCGUUAUAUGAAAACACGCUCUACUGGAACAUAUAGUAUAAUAUCUAAGGUAGUAGUUGAAUUAUUUUAUCCUUAUCAACCGCUGCCAUAUGACAAGGUAAAGCUAUGUGUAUGCACAUAGGUAUUUUUGUAUGUAUGAAUCAUGUUUAGUUGUAAAUUUCAUAUCAAAAAAGAUGACUGCAUGCACAAUAAACCCAUUUAUGUUUUAUACAAAA
Molecule: messenger RNA, 1181 nt
Organism: Drosophila suzukii
Lineage: Eukaryota; Metazoa; Arthropoda; Insecta; Diptera; Drosophilidae
Gene: Sras
Product: Ras converting CAAX endopeptidase Sras
Biological process (GO): CAAX-box protein processing
Cellular component (GO): endoplasmic reticulum membrane
Molecular function (GO): metalloendopeptidase activity
Source: RefSeq, a predicted model, not a curated record